This is a messenger RNA of Daldinia childiae, 1263 nucleotides long. Its product is annotated as Bouquet formation protein 4. Gene Ontology annotation, biological process: mitotic telomere tethering at nuclear periphery; meiotic attachment of telomere to nuclear envelope. Gene Ontology annotation, molecular function: DNA binding. NCBI's taxonomy places the organism in Eukaryota, Fungi, Ascomycota, Sordariomycetes, Xylariales, Hypoxylaceae. Bases 1 to 1263 code for a protein of 420 amino acids. The transcript is spliced from 3 exons. Gene Ontology annotation, cellular component: nuclear membrane complex Bqt3-Bqt4. The record is from RefSeq and is a predicted model, not a curated record.
AUGGCUACUCCAAGACGUCUGCCUAACAAGCAUAAUCCUCUUAUGACUGAGGACAUCCCUCCUUAUCAUGAACUCGUUUCACGUCGACGCUUGGGCCAGACCCAAUUGACCGCGAAGAUGGUUGCAGCCGGCACCGCAGGAGAUAUCGACCCUACUAGUCUUGGGGUCUUCGACUAUGCGCAUCUGCGGGCUCCCUUGCCAAAGGGUAUCAUUUCGGGUAUCUUCAAGUCUUCUCCGAACUCGUAUUUCCUCAUGCGCCGCAGUCAAGAUGGAUUCGUCUCUGCCACUGGUAUGUUUAAGGCGACUUUCCCCUAUGCUGAGGCCGUAGAAGAGGAAAUGGAGCGCAAAUUCAUCAAGUCGCUACCUACGACGAGCCACGAGGAGACUGCAGGAAAUGUUUGGAUCCCUCCCGAGCAAGCCUUGGCUCUUGCUGAGGAGUAUCGAAUUACUCCUUGGAUCUGUGCGCUCCUGGACCCGGCUGAAAUCUCCAUUACGAGUGCGCCUGACAGCCCUCCUAAGAAGAUCGCCGCACCGCCAAAAUUCGACGCUCCUUUGCCAGCCCAGCCUCUCCUUGCACCGCCAACUCCAUCAUCACUUCCUCGCAGCACGCGCAGUCGUCGCUCAGCUAGCCCUUCAAAGAAACGAGCUGUCGCAUCUCCACGAAAGCGGGCUACGAAAGCCUCUACUCCUCAAUUACCUGCCGAAAUUCCGUCUUUGAAAGAAGAAGCUGAGCCUACUAUAAACGGCUCGAAGACGGACGAGGACGCUGAGUCUACUGCUGCCACCGAAGAGGUAUCUAUUAAGACCAUCGAAAAGGAACCCGCUAUUGUCUUCGCGCCGGCUGAAGAGGAAGCCAAGGUGCAAAUCAAGGUUGGCCAAGAAGUUGAAUUCCAUGGCGGUGUCGAAACGACACAAACUGCCGUCGAAGUGGAAAUCCCCCUCAGUGGAGAACCUGAUGUUGAAGAAGCUACUCGAAUGAUCGAAGAGGCGAAGGAGAUGGUGAGGAUCGCCGCUGCCGAGACUGCAGCGUCAUCCGGCUCGAAUAGCAAUAAGAGCAAACGAAAGGCUGACGAAAUCGCCGUCGAUGAUGAGGAGGAGGAACAAGAAGAUGAUGAAGACGAAGUAUUAGAGGAACCGAGAUCUAAGAAAGUGAAGACGGAGGUUCAGUUGAGAAAGGAGCGUGUUAGAAACCGGGCUCUCGUCGGUCUUAGCGCGACCCUCGCAGUCGGUGCCCUAAUCCCGUACGUCAUGGGCGUAUUCUAG